Lasiodiplodia theobromae is the source of this 3186-nucleotide messenger RNA. Its product is annotated as L-aminoadipate-semialdehyde dehydrogenase. NCBI's taxonomy places the organism in Eukaryota, Fungi, Ascomycota, Dothideomycetes, Botryosphaeriales, Botryosphaeriaceae. The coding region runs from base 1 to 3186 and encodes 1061 amino acids. The record is from RefSeq and is a predicted model, not a curated record. The transcript has 3 exons. Gene Ontology annotation, molecular function: phosphopantetheine binding.
AUGCUGGUCUCUACAACAUCCACUCCUUCCGGCCUGGACGCGCCGAAUGCGUCCAAGGUCUCGAAGCCAGACCAGAUCAACAGCAUCAACGACCUCCUCCUGCACAAGGCCGAAACGAUACCAAACACGCCGCUCAUCGCGUAUCCGGCCUCGGAACACAGCAGCAGCGAUCUAGCAGAGUACACGGCAAAAGACCUCGAUGCAUUCGUCGACGAGGCAGCAAAGGAAUACACCCGUCUGGGUCUCCUGCCAAAGGAAUCCCGCAGCACAGCCAGCGAAGUCGUAGCGCUCCUCGGGCCCUCGAACCUCGACUACGUCAUCACGCUCCUCGCCCUCUCGCGCAUGGGCUUCGCCGUGCUCUUCCUGUCGACGCGCCUCCCCACCGAAGCCUACGUCUCGCUGCUGCAGAAGACAUCCUGCACCAAGAUCGUCGCCUCCCCGCGCUUCGCCAGCACCAUCGUCGAGGACAUCCGCGGCGAGGGCGGCUACCCCAUCUCCUCCUUCCCGCAACUCGACAAGUCCAUCUACGGCCGUCGGCCCUCGUCUAGCGCGCGGUUCCAGCGCCGCACGGAGCUUGUCAACGAGGAGCAGUGCAUCUCGUUCAUCGUGCACAGCUCGGGCAGCACGGGGCUGCCCAAGCCCAUCUACCAGACGCACCGGGCCUGCCUGUCCAACUACGCGCUCGGCUCGGGCAUGCGCGCCUUCGUCACGCUGCCCCUGUUCCACAACCACGGCCUCGCCACCACGUUCCGCGGGAUUGUCAGUGGGAAGCGGACGGUGCUGUUCAAUGCGAGUCUGCCGCUGACGAAUGCGCAUCUGGUGGAUGCGAUGAGGGCGGCGGAUGCGGAGAGCUUUCAUUGCGUGCCGUAUGCGUUGAAGGUGUUGGCGGAGAGCGAGGAGGGCAUCGAGCAGUUGAGGAGGUGUCGGCUCGUGUUGUUUGGGGGGAGCAGCUGUCCGGAUGAGUUGGGAGAUGAGCUGGUCAGGAGGGGGGUGUAUAUUGUCGGGCAUUAUGGCGCGACGGAAAUGGGCCAGCUCAUGACGUCGUUCCGCGACCCGGAGUCGGACAAGGCGUGGAACUAUGUGCGGCCACUGCCCAAGGUGGCGCCGUACCUGCGCUUCGUCGACAUCGGGGCGGGCGUGUACGAGUGCGUGGUGCUGGACGGGCUGCCGUCCAAGGUCAUCUCCAACUCGGACGAGCCGUGGCCCAACUGCUUCCGCACGCGCGACACGUUCGUCCCGCACCCGACCAUCCCGGACGCCUGGAAGUACCUGGGCCGGCUGGACGACCGCGUCACGCUCAUGAACGGCGAGAAGGUGCUACCCAUCCCCUACGAGCACCAGAUCCGCCAGCACGAGCUCGUCCAGGACGCCCUCGUCUUCGGCGUCGGCCGCGCCUUUCCCGGCUUGCUGGUCAUCCCGAGCGAGAAGGCUGCGGGCAUGAGCAAGGAGGAGCUGCUGGACGCCCUCGCCCCGGCGAUCAAGACGGCCAACGCCCGCGCGGAGAAGUUCGGCCAGGUGGAGCGCGAGAUGGUCGAGAUCCUGCCGCUGGGCACCGACUACCCGCGCACCGACAAGGGCACCAUGAUCCGCGCCGCCUGCUACAAGAAGUUCGACGAGCUCAUCGACAGCGUCUACGCCCGCUUCGAGUCGGGCGAGGGCAUCACGAAGCGCAAGCUCGACGCCGAGGGGCUGCGGACGUACCUGGCCGACCUCUUCGCCAACCGCGUCGGCGUCGCCGGGCUUGGUCUCGACACGGACUUCUUCGACGCGGGCAUGGACAGCCUGCAGAGCAUCUCGGCGCGCGGCCACAUGCAGCGCGAGCUCGACCUGCGCGGCGCCGUGCUGGGGUCAAACGUCGUCUUCGAGCAUCCGUCCAUCGCCCGCCUGGCUGCGCACCUCGACGCGCUUGCCAACGGGACCUCCAACACCAUCGACCCCGAACAGGCCGAACUCGACCUCAUGCGCGACCUCGUCGCCAAAUACAGCUCCUCCCUCCCCGCCUUCACGCCCAGCAACCCCCUCCCCGCCCCAGACACCGACACCGUCCUCCUCACCGGCGCCACCGGCUCCCUCGGCGCCCACAUCCUCGCCCAACUCCUCCCGCAGCCCCACAUCGCCAAAAUCUACACCCUCGUCCGCGCCCCCUCUCCCGACGCCGCCCACGCCCGCGUCCUCGCUUCCCUCCAAACCCGCCACCUGUCCCCUGACCCCGCCCUCCUCGCCGCCAAGCUCGUCGCCCUCCCCGCCGACCUCUCCCAACCCACCCUCGGCCUCGACGCCGCGACGUACGAGACCCUCCGCACCACGCUGACGUCGGCGAUCCACUCCGCCUGGGCCGUCAACUUCAACCUCGGCGUCAGCAGCUUCGCGGCGCAGCACGUCGCCGGCACCGCGCACCUGCUGCGUCUCUGCCUGAGCGUGCCGUGGGCGCGCCCGGCGCGCUUCGCGUUCGUGUCGAGCAUCUCUGCCGGCGCGGGGACGCCGAUUCCGGCCGUCGUAAGGGAGGCGCUGGUGGAGAGGCCGGAGCAUGCGCAGGGGAUGGGGUACGCGCGGAGUAAGUGGGUGACGGAGCAUGUUGUUGGUGCUGCGGCGAAGGCGGGGGCCAGCAGCGGGGGCAUCAGGGUGUUGAGGACGGGCCAGAUUGUAGGUGAUAGCGUGCACGGCGUGUGGAACGAGACGGAGGCCAUUCCGCUGAUGGUCAGGGCGGCGAGGGGCAUCGGUGCGCUGCCGAGGUUGGAUGAGAGUCCGGCGUGGUUGCCGGUCGAUGCGUGUGCGGAGGCGGUGGUGGAGCUGAGUCGGGCGGGGGUGGCGUUUAAGGAGUGGGUUGAGCAGAGCGAAACCGAGGGCGACGGCCUAGUUUUCCACGUCCAGAACUCGAAGACGUUCAGGUGGACAGAGGACCUGCUGCCGGCGCUAAGGGCCGCGGGCUUGGAGUUCGAGGAGGUGGGUCAGCGCGAGUGGGUGCAGCGGCUGCGCGAUGGCGAGCAGGAUCCGAAGAAGAAUCCGACCGUCAAGCUGGUCGAUUUCUUUGCUGAGAAGUACGAUAAUGAUCGGCCGGGCCGCAAGGGGCUGGUUUUCGCGACGGAGAAGACGGCCGAGAAGAGUAGGGUUAUUAGGGAGGGGGUGGAUGUUAUUGGGGAGGGGGUUGUGGAUAAGUGUGUGAAGGAAUGGUUGAAGAGCUGGUAG